This is a messenger RNA of Oldenlandia corymbosa var. corymbosa, 4805 nucleotides long. NCBI's taxonomy places the organism in Eukaryota, Viridiplantae, Streptophyta, Magnoliopsida, Gentianales, Rubiaceae. The record is from the annotation of a GenBank genome assembly.
GUUAAUUUUGCGGAAGGAAAAAGAUUUGAAUGAAAUUUCAUGCAACUUUUGCUAUUAACUUGAUUAGUGAUGGUUUGCCCUUUUUACUAGGGAAGUUAAUUUUUGAAAUGUCGGGCAUCAGAGGAGGGGUUUCCAUUUUUCCUGUUUAAAAUUCGAAUCAUAUUCCGUCAUAUUGAAUUUCUGAAAAUUAGUUAUUGCUACAAUAUCAUAUUAAGUGCAGAAAUGAGUAGAAGAGGAUAGGGGAGAAGGUUUUGGUUCAUGGGCUGUAUAUUGGCUCCCAACAUUUCAGAAUAUUUUAUUUGUAUGUGCCCCUUAGGAUAUGAUAUCAUGGGAUUGUGCUGGGAGAAAUCAACACAUUGGCACUGAUUGCUUUGAAGAAGGGUGCUCAGUUGCUUAAAUAUGGUCGUAAAGGAAAGCCAAAAUUUUACCCAUUUAGACUUUCUUCUGUAAGUUUGUUUUCUACCUUUAUAUUUGCAAGCUUGUGAAAGUUAGAGGGUUUAUAAUUCGGUGAUCAAAUAAGGCAACUGUGGUGUUCAUUUAGUGUGAGUUAAGAAUAAACUAUGUUUUCUACCUUCAUUUUGGUGAACUUGUACAAGUUUGAUCAACGGACCUUGGUUUUCAAAUGGAGCUACUUUUUUCUCGUCUUUGCAAGUCAAGGCUUUUAUUCUUCACAUUUUGUAUCAGGGGCAAAUAUGUUAAUCAGCUGCUUAUGAUCUGAUUGAUCAUCUAUGAAACACUUUAAUUUAAAGAUCCUCUGCAUGCUGAUCAUCUAUUUUUUUCCUUUUUGGUCAUGGAGUUUUUUUAUUGUAUCAGUUCCAAAUAUGAGUUUUGUUUGUGUUUUUUCCCUGUCAAACGUCUUCCUUUUUGUCCCUUCAGCUGACCCCAAAGAGUGAUAAACAUGAAGUUGUCUUAAUUUUCACUUUUCCUUCUAUCAAUAACUUAACUGAAAUGCAAGCAUGCUCAAGCUCGUUGGUAUACUUAAUACUUUAGUUAGAUUGUAUCUUGCUUUAUUCUGACCUUUAUCUCAUAAUUUUUGCUUUGGAAAAUUGCCCAAUUAUGUAAAGCUGACCGUUUGACUAAAUGAAUAACUGAGGAUGCUACUUAUUUCUGAGGUUGUACCUUUACAGGAUGAAUCUUCUUUAAUCUGGAUUUCUAGCCGUGGUGAAAGAAAAUUGAAGUUAGCUACAGUGACCCGAAUUGUUCCUGGACAAAGAACUGCUGUUUUUCAAAGGUUUCUUCGUCCUGAAAAAGAUUAUCUUUCUUUUUCACUUUUGUAUAACAACGGGAAAAGAUCUCUUGAUCUGAUUUGCAAAGAUAAAGUUGAGGCAGAGGUUUGGAUUACUGGCCUAAAAUCCCUGAUUUCGAGUGGACAAGCCGGACGAUCAAAAAUUGAUGGAUGGAGUGACGGAAGUCUUGGUUUUGGUGAAAAUAGUGACUUGAUAUCAGUUAGUCAAAGUGAUAGUUCUGUUGGUACUACACUGGAGAGCAGCUCCACUGAGGUUUCAUUCGGUUCUAGUACAAUAACAUCCCCGAAAAAAUAUCGGUCCAGCAAUUCUUUUCAGUUCGACGGUGCAUAUGUAGCUUUGGAUCAAACAAAUAUGCAAGUUAGAGGAUCCAGUUCAGAUGCUUUUCGAGUGAGUAUUUCCAGUGCCCCUAGCACCUCCAGUCAUGGUUCUGCACCUGAUGAUUGUGAUGCAUUGGGGGAUGUCUACAUUUGGGGUGAAGUUAUUUGCGAUAAUCUUGUGAAGGUUGGGCCUGAAAAAAAUGCUAGUUCUGUGACAACAAAAGCAGAUGUCCUCGUUCCUAGGCCACUUGAGUCGAAUGUGGUUUUAGAUGUGCAUCAUAUUGCAUGUGGGGUCAGACAUGCUGCUUUAGUGACCAGGCAAGGAGAAAUCUUCACAUGGGGUGAAGAAUCUGGCGGGCGGCUUGGCCAUGGAAUUGGAAAAGAUGUUACCCAGCCUCGUUUAGUUGAAUCAUUGUCAUUUUGCUGUGUUGACUUUGUUGCCUGUGGAGAGUAUCACUCUUGUGCUGUCACAAUGGCUGGAGAGCUUUACACAUGGGGAGAUGGCACACAUAAAGCUGGUCUUCUUGGUCAUGGAAAUGAUGUGAGUCAUUGGAUACCUAAGAGGAUUUCAGGUCCUCUAGAGGGUCUGCAGGUUGCAAUGGUAACUUGUGGGCCCUGGCAUACGGCACUAGUGACGUCAACUGGCCAGCUCUUUACAUUUGGUGAUGGAACAUUUGGGGUACUAGGCCAUGGUGAUCGGGAAAGCGUUCCGUAUCCUAGAGAGGUGGAUUCUCUGUCAGGUUUGAGGACAAUUGCUGUUGCCUGUGGAGUUUGGCAUACAGCUGCCGUGGUAGAGGUCAUAGUAACACAAUCUAGUGCUAGUGUUUCAUCUGGAAAGUUAUUCACCUGGGGUGAUGGAGAUAAAAAUCGCCUUGGACAUGGUGACAAAGAACCACGACUAAAGCCUACAUGUGUGCCAGCACUUAUUGAUUACAACUUUCACAAAAUUGCCUGUGGGCAUAGUAUAACUGUUGGUUUAACCACAUCAGGACAUAUUUUCACAAUGGGUAGUACAGUGUAUGGUCAACUUGGGAAUCCUCAAGCUGAUGGGAAGCAACCAUGCUCUGUUGAAGAUAAGCUUGCUGGGGAAGUUGUUGAAGAGAUUGCCUGUGGUGCCUAUCAUGUCGCAGCUCUGACAUCAAAAAAUGAGGUUUAUACCUGGGGCAAGGGAGCUAAUGGAAGGUUGGGCCAUGGAGAUUUAGAGGACCGAAAAACACCAACUCUAGUUGAAGCUUUGAAGGAUAGACAUGUGAAAUAUAUUGCAUGUGGUUCAAAUUACACAGCUGCUAUAUGUCUCCACAAAUGGGUAUCUGGGGCUGAACAGUCUCAGUGUGCUGCUUGUAGGCAGGCGUUUGGUUUCACAAGGAAGAGACAUAAUUGCUACAAUUGUGGACUUGUGCACUGCCAUGCUUGUAGUUCUCGAAAAGCACUAAGGGCUGCCUUGGCCCCAAACCCAAAUAAGCCGUAUCGUGUUUGUGAUCCGUGCUUCGCUAAACUCAGUAAAGUGGUGGAAACUGGUGGUAACAGCAGAAGGAAUGCUGGACCCCGACUUUCUGGUGAAAAUAAGGAUAAACUGGACAAGGCUGAGCUACGCCUGGCUAAAUCUGGAUUGCAGUCCAAUAUUGAUUUAAUAAAACAAUUAGACAGCAAAGCGGCAAAGCAGGGAAAGAAGGCUGAAAUGUUUCUAGUAGGCCGUUCCUCUCAAGUACCUUUGUUACCACUGAAAGAUGCUGUGAUGGCUACUACCGUGGAUUUGCGUCGAAUCGCUCCAAAGCCAGUUCUUACAAACUCCAGUGUCAGUUCUAGAUCUGUAUCUCCUUUUUCAAGAAAACCGAGCCCUCCACGAUCAGCAACCCCAGUUCCAACUACAUCAGGCCUUUCUUUCUCCAAGAGCAUAGCUGAUAGUUUGAAGAAAACUAAUGAACUUUUGAGUCAAGAAGUUCAUAAGCUGCGGGCUCAGGUUGAGACUCUGAGGCAUCAAUGUGAACUCAAAGAUGUUGAGCUUCAAAAAUCGACUAAGAAAACUCAAGAGGCAAUGGCACUUGCUGCCGAAGAAGCUGCUAAAUGUAAAGCUGCAAAAGAAGUGAUUAAGUCGCUUACUGCUCAGUUGAAAGACAUGGCUGAGCGGUUGCCACCAGGUUCCUAUGACACUGACAGCAUUAAACUCCCUUCCCUGCCAAACGGUGUGGACCAAAAUGGCAAUUUGCAUAGCAAUUCUAAUGGCGAUCAUCAUUCUAGAUCUGAUUCGCUCAGUAGCUCUUAUCAUGCCUCUCAAAUGGGUGGUGAACCUGCCAUUGUUGAGGGCAUGCAUGCCACCAAUGAAUUUCCAAGGGAUUCUUUCGGAAACAGUGAAGUGAACCAAAGCAGUCAAGUUAAGGGAAAUUUGAAUUUGCAUGGGAGAGAUGACCGGUCUGAUGUAAGAGUUCUUAAUGGUAAUGGAGAUGUGCAAGCACGCAGUAGUGGAGCUUCUGAAGGUGUUGGUGUUGAUGGCAAUGGUGGGCCUUUGCAUGGAGCUGAUAAUGGGUUAAAGUCUAGGAACUCCGUAGUUCCUGGUAAUGUUAAUCAAGUAGAGGCAGAAUGGAUUGAACAAUAUGAGCCUGGUGUAUACAUUACUCUAGUAGCUCUACGAGAUGGGACCAGAGAUCUCAAACGUGUUCGCUUCAGCCGGAGGAGAUUUGGAGAACAUCAAGCAGAGACCUGGUGGUCGGAGAAUCGUGAAAAAGUUUAUGAGAGGUACAAUGUUCGUGGAUCGGACAAGUCAUCAUCGGUAUCCGGCCCAGCUGCCCGAAGGUCCGAGGGGAAUGUUUCACCAUCUUCCCAAAUGUAGACGUUUAAUUAAGGAUUCUCCAUCUUUUCUUCCUUUUUGUAGUUGUGAUGGUGGUUGCAAGGUUAAGCAUCCCCCGUCGGAUCAAUUGGUCUCUUUAUAUUAUUUAUUUUUUCUCCCAAAAUCUUUAUAUCUAGGGGAUUUUAAAUUUUCAGCUUGUACACUCACCCUUUGGACUCUAAUAGUUGUAUAUAGAAAGUUCAAUUUGAUCUCUGUGCAGAGGAAUUUCAUGUCCAUUUUGGGUUUCUCUUGCAAUCUUUCUUUAGCUUAGUGGCAUGGUAGUGCAUGUAGCUUGCUUUUGCUGUAGAAUGUUGAGAAAUGUAAAGUGAGAAAUAUGAGCAUAUUAAUUUGUCAAAACUCUAUUCCAUUCAACUAACUGACAAAUUCUAAUUCAACUUCAGAAGUGUUUUAUCUUUU